ACUUAUUCGUUCUUUCGAACAUCACUUUUUCUCUAUACCAUCACCAGUUACUCACGAUCUCUCCGAUCGAGGUGCCGAUCCGAAUUGUCCAUUUCCGAGAGACAAUUCAACCCUCACACACCUAAAAUCCUCCACUUCAAUCUCACAACGAUCUACGUAAGGGAGUGGAAUUUCUAAUCGACAUUGACGUACAUAAAUUACGAUAAGAGAGUCGGCCAUUGAGCGGUCUAGCCAUGGCUACUCUUGCGAUAUUGCGCUCUACCAGAGCUGCCCUCCCACGACAGGGCUUUCACAGAUGCCAGCCUAUCUUCAUAGAGUCGCGUCGAAAUAUUUCCUCCUCUUCCUACCUAGUAACACCCAAAGAGCUAGCGGAAGCUCUAAAGAAAAACCCACCAAACUCCAUCAGUACCGAUCCUCGAGUUAUUCCACUAUGUGCCGCAUGGUUUCUACCGAACGACAAGCGACAGGGCAUCGAAGUCUUCCGUGAGAAGCGAAUACCGAAAGCCCGAUUCUUCAACCUAGACAAAGUAAUUGACAAACGAAGUCCUUACCCCCACAUGCUACCUAGUCCUAAGACAUUCGCCGAAGCAAUGAGCUCCCUCGGGAUUCAGAAGCAAGAUACAGUAGUGGUUUAUGACACAAAGGAAUUAGGUAUCUUCAGUGCGCCAAGAGUAGCCUGGACUCUCAAGGUAUAUGGUCACCCUCAGGUGCAUAUCCUGAACAACUUCAAGCUCUGGGUGGAAGAGGGCCUUCCCACAGAAUCAGGAGAACUCUACAAUGUAGAGUGCAACCCAUACCCAAUUCCCAAGCCUGACGAAUCCAAGGUAGCGAGCUUCGAAGAGGUGCGGGAGGUUGCUCUAGAUUACAACAAGGAAGGUGCGGAAGGCGUUCAAAUCAUUGACGCGAGGCCCAAUGGCAGAUUCACCGGCAAGGAUCCCGAACCCAGGGAAGGUCUUUCGUCCGGCCACAUGCCUGGUUCUAUCAACAUUCCCUUCAAUGCCGUUCUCGACCCGGAGACGAAGGCAUUCCUACCAAAGGAGCAGUUGCAGAAGCUAUUUGCAGAGAAGGGAGUAGAUCCAUCAAAGCCCAUUAUCUCGACUUGUGGCACUGGUGUAACAGCGGUUAUCAUUGAGACCGCUCUUGAGGAGGCAGGUUAUGGUACUCCUGAGACCCGAAGGGUCUACGACGGCAGUUGGACUGAAUGGGCACAACGAGUCACACCCUCAGAUUCCCUGAUUCGAAAGGAUGUAUAAGGGGGUACGGGGUGAAUCGCAUACAUACAGGCUGAUGAUGAGAUACCCUCCUUCUCGAUAAUUUGUUGUGUUUGUGUUGGUUUAAAUUACACUCUUCCGCAUACCCCCUUUCCCCUUUUUGUAUCGUUUACGUCGAGCAUGAAUCACGGAUGGUUUACUCCACUUACCUGCUAUUAGGACAGUUGCGUUGGGUUAUGGGUAUUCUCGGUUACAAAAAUUCAAAUGCCUAUUGUAAAUAUGACCUAGACCUUCAAGGUCAAGUGCGAGGUAUUCACGGCUACCACAACGUGGCCCAAUUUGCGAACUUUGCUUUUGAUGCAUUGCGUU
Messenger RNA from Hypoxylon trugodes, 1580 nucleotides. Its product is annotated as thiosulfate sulfurtransferase. Gene Ontology annotation, molecular function: thiosulfate-cyanide sulfurtransferase activity. Lineage: Eukaryota; Fungi; Ascomycota; Sordariomycetes; Xylariales; Hypoxylaceae. The record is from RefSeq and is a predicted model, not a curated record. The coding region runs from base 234 to 1253 and encodes 339 amino acids. Gene Ontology annotation, cellular component: mitochondrion. Gene Ontology annotation, biological process: transsulfuration. The transcript is spliced from 2 exons.